UCUCUCUCUCUCUCUCUCUUUCUCUCUGCCAAAAGCUUACAACCUCUUCACAAUUUCUAAGCUAAGAACAAAAAGAAAGUGGAAAAAAAAAAACGACAAUUUUCCAAGAAAUUAGAAAAAAAAAAAGAAAAGAAAAUCUCAUUUUUACAGCCCCCUCUGUCUGUACAUGAAAAAACCAUAGAGGCAAAUAUCUACAACCAACCAGCAAAAUCAAAAGCCUGUUCAGAUACCUAGCUGUUGAUUCCAAUUGUAAUUUGCAUUGCAAAAAUCAGGUUUGGACGUUUACCACUGUAAAGGAGCAUAAGCUUCAAAAUUUUGAGGAUAAAAUAGUGCGAAAAAUGGUUUUUCAUUGAGAGAGGUGAAUGAUUUGUUCUUGGAUUAUUUCAGCUACAGAUUGAAGCUCAAUUCUUAGUUUUUUGAACUGAGAAUUCUGGGGCCUCAGGAAGUUAUUCUGUCGGUAUGCUGAACUACGACAUAUUGAUUCUUGAUUGGUAACUGUUGGAGGGGAAGUUUGUGGUUCUCUUGUUGGUUUUGUUGUUUAUUGGCUUAAGAAAAAGGGUUUUUUUUUUUUUUUUUGGAAGAAAUAAGAUAUUUUUAUGGCAAGCUCUUCCGAGAGAUGGAUUGAUGGUCUUCAGUUCUCGUCAUUGUUCUGGCCAGCUCCUCAAGAUGUCCAGCAACGAAAGGCACAAAUUACUGCCUAUGUUGAGUACUUUGGGCAGUUCACAUCAGAACAAUUUCCUGACGAUAUUGCUGAGCUGAUUCGUAAUCGUUAUCCAUCAAAGGAAAAACGCCUGUUUGAUGAUGUCCUGGCUACUUUUGUCCUCCAUCAUCCGGAACAUGGGCAUGCUGUUGUUCUUCCAAUUAUUUCAUGUCUAAUUGAUGGUACGCUGGUGUAUGAUAGGAGUAGUCCUCCAUUUGCUUCUUUCAUUUCAUUGGUCUGCCCAAGUAGUGAGAAUGAAUAUUCUGAACAAUGGGCUCUGGCAUGUGGAGAGAUUUUGCGAAUUUUGACUCAUUACAAUCGUCCAGUAUAUAAGGUGGAACAACAGAAUAGUGAAAUGGAAAGAAAAAAUGAUGGAAACUAUGCUACAAGUAGUGGCUCGGUUGAUGGGGAAGCCUGUCACGCACCUUCAGUACAACAGGAGAGGAAACCUUUAAGGCCUUUGUCCCCCUGGAUUACGGAUAUAUUACUUGCUGCACCUCUGGGUAUUAGAAGUGAUUACUUCCGUUGGUGCAGUGGUGUCAUGGGUAAAUAUGCGGCUGGAGAGCUCAAGCCACCAACAACUGCUUCAUCUCGUGGAUCUGGGAAACAUCCUCAGCUCAUGCCAUCAACCCCAAGAUGGGCUGUAGCCAACGGUGCUGGGGUUAUAUUAAGUGUGUGUGAUGAUGAAGUGGCUCGUUAUGAGACUGCUACAUUAACUGCAGCUGCUGUCCCUGCACUUUUACUUCCCCCUCCAACAACAGCUUUGGAUGAACAUCUAGUUGCUGGGCUACCGGCUCUUGAGCCAUAUGCACGUUUAUUUCAUCGGUAUUAUGCAAUUGCAACUCCAAGUGCCACCCAGCGACUUCUUCUUGGACUUUUGGAAGCACCGCCUUCAUGGGCUCCAGAUGCACUUGAUGCUGCUGUACAGCUUGUGGAACUCCUCCGAGCUGCUGAAGAUUAUGCAUCUGGCAUAAGGCUUCCCAGGAAUUGGAUGCACUUGCAUUUCUUGCGUGCAAUUGGGAUUGCAAUGUCAAUGAGAGCAGGAAUAGCUGCUGAUGCCGCUGCAGCUUUACUUUUUCGCAUUCUCUCACAGCCUGCGUUGCUUUUUCCACCACUAAGGCAAGUUGAGGGUGUUGAAGUUCAACAUGAGCUUUUGGGCGGUUAUAUUUCAAACUACAGAAAGCAGAUAGAAGUGCCUGCAGCUGAAGCGACUAUUGAAGCAACUGCCCAGGGGAUUGCAUCUAUGCUUUGUGCCCAUGGCCCAGAGGUUGAAUGGAGAAUUUGCACCAUUUGGGAAGCUGCUUAUGGCCUGAUUCCUUUAGGUUCCUCAGCAGUCGAUCUUCCUGAAAUCAUAGUGGCCACUCCAUUACAGACUCCUAUAUUAUCAUGGAACCUGUAUAUACCUCUCCUUAAAGUCUUGGAAUACCUUCCUCGUGGAAGUCCAUCUGAAGCAUGUCUCAUGAAAAUAUUUGUUGCUACUGUUGAAGCUAUUCUUCAGAGAACAUUUCCACCCGUGUCUUCCCGGGAACAAACCAGAAAAUCAAGAUAUCUUUCUAGCAUGGGAUCUGCCUCCAAAAACCUUGCAGUGGCAGAACUUCGUACAAUGGUCCAUUCUCUCUUUCUGGAAUCAUGUGCCUCCAUAGAGCUUGCUUCACGCCUACUAUUUGUUGUGUUAACUGUGUGUGUGAGUCAUGAGGCUCAAUCUAAUGGAAGCAAGAGACCAAGAGGUGAGGAAAUUUAUCCACCGGAUGAUAGCAAUGAGGACUCGCACCAACUAACAUCUGAAAUGCUGAAGUCUAGAAAGAUAAAAAAACAAGGUCCUGUCGCAGCAUUUGAUUCUUAUGUUUUGGCUGCUGUAUGUGCUCUUUCCUGUGAGCUUCAGUUGUUCCCUUUCAUUUCAAGGGGCAGUAAUCAUUCAAGUUCUAAAGAUUGUCAGACGGUGGCCAAGCCUGUAAAAUUAAAUGGAUCUAGUAGUGAGUUCCAAAGUAGUAUUGACUCUGCAAUUCAUCAUACUCAUAGAAUCUUAGCAAUUUUGGAGGCACUUUUUUCUUUGAAACCAUCUUCUGUUGGUACCUCUUGGAGUUACAGUUCAAAUGAGAUAGUAGCUGCAGCUAUGGUUGCUGCUCAUGUUUCUGAACUAUUCAGACGGUCAAAGGCUUGCAUGCAUGCACUUUCUGUUUUGAUGCGGUGCAAGUGGGACAAAGAAAUUUAUACCAGGGCGUCAUCACUAUAUAACCUCAUUGAUAUUCAUAGCAAAGCUGUUGCAUCAAUAGUUACCAAGGCUGAGCCGUUAGAGGCACACUUGCAUUUUCCAGUUUGGAAAGAUUCCCUCGUGCGUUUAGAUGGCAAAAAGCGAAACAAAAGUGCAAGCACAGACUGCUUCAAUUCAGGGGAGUCAUCUACCUCACAGUGUGAAGAAUCAGCUUGUACAGAACCUAGAAUUAAAAGUGAGAGACUGUCACAAUCAGAAGAAGGUUCAGGAAGUACCUUGGGUAAGCGUAUUGCCGGGUUCCCAUUAGAUGCUUCAGAUUUGGCCAAUUUCUUAACAAUGGACAGGCACAUCGGAUUCAAUUGUAGUGCACAAGUUCUUUUAAGAUCAGUGCUUGCAGAGAAACAAGAGUUGUGUUUCUCUGUCGUUUCACUGCUGUGGCACAAGUUGAUUGUCACACCCGAAACUCAACCUACCGCUGAAAGCACGUCUGCCCAACAAGGAUGGAGACAGGUUGUUGAUGCACUAUGCAAUGUUGUAUCGUCAUCACCUACAAAAGCAGCUACAGCAGUUGUUCUUCAGGCGGAUAGGGAAUUACAACCUUGGAUUGCCAAAGAUGACGAUCAGGGUCAGAAAAUGUGGAGAAUCAACCAGCGAAUAGUCAGAUUAAUCGUGGAAUUAAUGAGAAAUCAUGAUACACCAGAAUCAUUGGUAAUAUUAGCAAGUGCGUCAGACCUACUUCUACGUGCAACAGAUGGGAUGCUUGUUGAUGGAGAAGCUUGCACUUUACCACAGCUAGAGUUACUUGAGGCGACAGCUAGAGCAGUUCAGCCUGUUUUGGAAUGGGGAGAAUCUGGAUUUGCAGUUGCAGAUGGCCUUUCAAACCUGUUGAAGUGUCGGCUACCAGCUACUAUCCGAUGCCUUUCUCAUCCAAGCGCACAUGUCCGUGCUCUUAGCGCAUCAGUUCUCCGCAGUAUUUUGCAUACUGGUUCAAUAAGACCUACUGUUAACCAAGUGGACAUAAACGGUUUUCGCGGUCCCUCUUGCCAGUACAUUAACAUAGAUGUCAUUGAUUGGCAAGCUGAUAUAGAGAAAUGCUUAACUUGGGAAGCUCAUAGCCGACUUGCAACAGGACUGGACAUUCAGUUUCUUGAUGCUGCUGCCAAAGAAUUAGACUGUACUAUUUCCAUUUGACAUCAACUAGCAUUUGGUAGCAGUUUCAGGUUUAUCAGUGUAUUUCCUCUGCUUUUCCUCCUUUUCUUCAGUGAGACAUACAGGUAGAAAUAGGCCUUGUUAAUUGGACAGUAGCAAUGUUGGCCACAGAAGUAACUUUCACUUUGUUCUUCUAGGAAGGAUAAUAGUGUAUAGUGAAACAGUAGACAAGGCCAUGAUAAAAAUUCCAUCAUAUGCUUAAUUUUAUCCAGCUGAGAUGUGCAUGUAACAAUGUUGUAGAUUUUCAUGUGUAAUUUGGAUUUGGAAUACAGAUUGGUACAUAGCAGACAACAUCAGCCUAAUGUUACUCUCUCUUUUUUU
Molecule: messenger RNA, 4442 nt
Organism: Jatropha curcas
Lineage: Eukaryota; Viridiplantae; Streptophyta; Magnoliopsida; Malpighiales; Euphorbiaceae
Source: RefSeq, a predicted model, not a curated record